CGGGACUCGCUGUGCGCUCCCCAGACGCGUGGCUUCCCUGGGCCGCUGCCAGUCCCGCUCCCCCGGCGGGGGCGGAGCGUGGCCUUUUUUGGUCCGGGGAGGAGUGGCUGUGGUCCGGGAGGUCACCGGACCGCAGGGCUGGCUGCUGUCAUUUGCGCCCUGUGCUCGGGUUCAGCUCAGCUCACCCGGUUCCCAUGCGAACCCGGAGCCCCAGCCCUCGGGAAUAGCAGCCGCAGCGGCCAGCCGGCCAGUGCCUCCAUCCCCCUAUCAGAGACCCUAUCAUGUGCCAGGGGAGCAUCUGCCCGUGGCGGGGGCCCCUGCCUCUCCUCCACGUGCGGACCUGGAUCGAGCCUGUGGUGGCCUCCACGCAGGUGGCCACCUCCCUCUACGACGCGGGGUUGCUCCUCGUGGUGAAAGCGUCCUUCGGAGUUGGGCCCUCCUCUAAUCACAGUUCCAGCCCGUCGCCUCGGGGGGCUCUUGAGGACGAACAGCAGAGGGCCAUCUCCAAUUUCUACAUCGUCUACCACCUGGUGAUGGGCCUGACGCCCCUCCUGUCGGCUUACGGGCUGGGCUGGCUCAGCGACCGCUACCACCGCAAGGUCGCCAUCUGCGUGCCCCUGCUGGGCUUCCUGCUCUCCCGCCUCGUGCUGCUGCUCAAAGUGCUGCUGGACUGGCCCGUGGAGAUGCUGUACGCAGGGGCUGCUCUGACCGGACUGUGUGGCGGCUUCUCUGCGUUCUGGUCAGGGGUCAUGGCCCUGGGAUCCCUCAGCUCCUCCGAGGGCCGCCGCUCCCUGCGCCUCAUUGUGAUUGACCUGAUCCUGGGCUUGGCGGGGUUCUGCGGGAGCAUGGUCUCGGGACAUCUCUUCAAGCAGAUGGUUGGGCACUCCAAGCAGGGCCUGGUGCUGACCGCCUGCAGUGUAAGCUGUGCCACCUGUGCCCUUUUGUACAGCCUGUUUGUGCUGAAGGUCCCCGAGUCCAAGGCCAAGCCCCGCAAGGCCGUGGAUAUAGUGCCUGGCACCGUCGGCAGGUAUGACACCCUGGAUCCUGAUCAGACAGACAAGCAGAGUGUGGUGAGGCCCCCUCCACCUCCUGCAAUGGCUAAGUCCAAACAAAUCAUCAUUGGCCUGUUCUUUGUGGGCGCCAUCAUCUAUGACCUGGCAGUGGUGGGCACAGUGGACGUGAUACCGCUUUUUGUGCUGAGGGAGCCUCUGAGUUGGAACCAAGUGCAGGUGGGCUAUGGUAUGGCUUCGGGGUACACCAUCUUCAUCACCAGCUUCCUGGGCGUGCUGGUCUUCUCCCGCUACUUCCAGGACACCACCAUGAUCAUGAUCGGAAUGGUCUCCUUUGCGUCAGGAGCCCUCCUCUUGGCUUUUGUGAAAGAGACAUACAUGUUCUACAUUGCUCGGGCCAUCAUGCUGUUCGCUCUCAUCCCUAUCACAACCAUCCGAUCAGCAAUGUCCAAACUCAUCAAGGGUUCCUCUUAUGGAAAGGUGUUCGUCACCCUGCAGCUGUCCCUGACGCUGACUGGGGUGGUGACAUCCACGCUGUACAACAAGAUCUAUCAGCUCACCAUGGAGAAGUUCAUCGGCACCUGCUUUGCGCUCUCCUCUUUUCUCUCCUUCCUGGCCAUCCUACCGAUUGGCAUCGUGGCCUAUAAGCAAGCCUCGUGGUUGCAGCCUGGAGACAUCACAGAGAAAUGAAGGUGCUGAUCUGCGGGACCCAGAAACACCAGCAAUGGCCAGACUCCCUCUGAAGACCAAGGACAGGACCAGGAACUCGUGUCCACAGUAAUCCAUUGCUCAAGGAACCCAAGUUCCAGCCAGAGUCGGCCUCAGAAUGACUUGCUGUGGCUCAGGGGUCCUGGGUGGGUGGGGGAAAGCACUUAACUGGUGAUGGAGACACUUUCUCAGCUUUCAGAUGUUGCUAUUAGGCAGAGGUUGGGUUCUGCAGACAGCAGAGUGUGAACUUUCAAGGGAGAUACACAGGCCACAGGCACAGCCAUAUCCAACAUGGAAGCCAGUUUUUUUCCAGGAAUGUUCUGGGGGCUCCACCCAUGGUAACUAGUCACCCAGGAGUCCUGUGUGAGAACACAAAGGCAGUCAACCACCUGAGGGGGAUAAGGAAGGGAAUUUUCGAAAGAACUGCCAACUGUGAACAUCAUUCAGUAUUUUUAAAAUUAAAACAGAACCUUGAAAACAAAGUUUAGCUUUCUUCCCUCAGGCCUUGUUAGCAUGAAUGACUCGGGAGCUAUCUAGGGCUCAGGCAUUUGAAGUCAGCAUAGUUUUGUUUUUAAGAAGGCAAUUAUCAAAAAGGCUUUCUUCAAAGGAAUACUUUCCAUCAAUAGUACUUCCAAAAGUGAGAGGUGUGAAAGGAGAGGGGAGAUAUGCUAACACCAUUUUAUUUUGAGGCACUUACUUUUUUAAUUACGUGAAUAAAAGACUCACCUCCUAAUAAAUCAACAUCCAUAGCAUGA
This is a messenger RNA of Bubalus bubalis (water buffalo), 2473 nucleotides long. RefSeq names its product solute carrier family 46 member 2 (gene SLC46A2). Lineage: Eukaryota; Metazoa; Chordata; Mammalia; Artiodactyla; Bovidae. The record is from RefSeq and is a predicted model, not a curated record. The transcript has 4 exons. The coding region runs from base 282 to 1700 and encodes 472 amino acids. Gene Ontology annotation, biological process: transmembrane transport. Gene Ontology annotation, molecular function: transmembrane transporter activity. Gene Ontology annotation, cellular component: membrane.